This is a messenger RNA of Bufo gargarizans (Asiatic toad), 2505 nucleotides long. It is a transcript of the gene PPID, whose product is annotated as peptidylprolyl isomerase D. Gene Ontology annotation, molecular function: peptidyl-prolyl cis-trans isomerase activity; protein binding. Lineage: Eukaryota; Metazoa; Chordata; Amphibia; Anura; Bufonidae. Gene Ontology annotation, biological process: protein peptidyl-prolyl isomerization; protein folding. The coding region runs from base 79 to 1191 and encodes 370 amino acids. The record is from RefSeq and is a predicted model, not a curated record. The transcript has 10 exons.
CCGCCCCCGCCGCACCGGAAGUGUGCUCAGGUGUAAGAAGCCGGUGAACAGUUAUAGGAAAUUGUCCGCAGGGAGAACAUGGCUAACCCGGCUCCCAACAGCAGGCCGUCCAACCCGGAAAACCCGCGGGUGUUCUUUGAUGUGGAGGUGGGAGGCGAACAGGUUGGCCGGAUUGUGAUAGAGUUGUUUGCUGAUGUGGUUCCAAAAACGGCUGAAAACUUCCGAGCGCUGUGCACUGGCGAAAAAGGUUUAGGGAAGACGACCGGGAAGCCUCUUCACUUUAAAGGAUGUCCCUUUCAUAGGAUUAUUAAGAAGUUUAUGAUCCAGGGUGGAGACUUCUCAAACCAAAAUGGAACUGGUGGUGAAAGUAUAUACGGAGAGAAAUUUGAGGAUGAAAACUUCCAUUACAAGCAUGACAGGGAAGGCCUGCUCAGUAUGGCCAACGCCGGCCCCAAUACUAAUGGUUCUCAGUUCUUCAUCACGACUGUCCACACUCCCCAUUUAGAUGGGAAACACGUGGUAUUUGGUCAAGUCCUCAAAGGAUAUGGCAUUGUGAAAAUGCUAGAAAAUGUCGAAGUUAACGAAGAAAAGCCAUCCAAACUGUGUGCAAUAGCAGAAUGUGGAGAGCUGAAAGAUGGAGACGAGUUGGUCAUCCCUCCUUUGGAUGGCUCUGGAGACACCCAUCCUGACUUCCCAGAAGACUCCGAUGUGGAAUUAAAUGACGUUGAAAAGAUCGUCAGCAUAGCAGAAGACGUCAAGAAUAUCGGGAACAAUUUCUUCAAGUCUCAGAAUUGGGACAUGGCAAUAAAAAAGUACAACAAGGCUUUAAGAUAUGUGGAAAGUUGUAAAGAUGUCACCGGAGAUGACAACAUUGCAAAGUUAAAUCCAAUUGCAGUAAGUUGCAACCUGAAUAUCGCUGCUUGUAAACUGAAAGGGUCCGACUUCAGAGCAGCAAUUGAGAGCUGCCACGAGGCUCUUGAACUUGAUCCAGCUAAUACAAAAGCACUUUACAGACGGGCCCAGGGCUGGCAGGGUUUAAAAGAUUAUGAGCAAGCACUGGAUGACCUUAAAAAGGCCCAUGAGUUGGCUCCUGAGGACAAAGCCAUCAGCAGCGAGAUCCUUCGGGUCAAGCAGAGGAUUAAAGAACAGAAGGAAAAAGAGAAAGCAGUGUAUGCAAAGAUGUUUGCGUAACUGUUUACAUUGAAGUGAGCAUGCGGUAUGCUGACAAGAACGUCUGGGCGCAUAGUCAAACUGCUGUCCGAUAUAAAACCAAAAGAAAAAAAUGUAAUUUUUCAACCCAGGUGUGAUAUUUCACCUAAGUAUUUCUGAAGGUUUACAGUCUCUUUUCAGUUUUUAUUUUUGUCUCCUGUGACACUGCAUGAACUAUGCAACUGGUGGGAUGUGCAGUGUAUUUUUUUUAUCUCUAUUUUUUUUUUGUGGAUAGGCUUUUAUUGAUCUCAAGCAGCGUUAGUGUUUUUUUUUCCUUGUAUUUCUCGGUUAUGCCAGGCCUACUCAGCUGAGGUUGUGGACAUCACCCAUCCAACUUUCUCAAGAAGUCUUUGCCUUGUGCUGUAGCAGAUGCACUGAGAACCUGCCCUUGUAUUAAGUAGUCCAGGUGACGUUACUGGAAGCUGCUUGGCAGUCUUGUGGCCUUUGUCUGACACCCAGCUGUGUACUCCUUGUCUAACGGUUUAGUAAGGCUCAUUUUUUUGUGUUUUUACAGGAAGAACAGCAAUCCUGUGUAAUCAUGGCUUAUUGUUACAUCAUUCAUAAACUCGAGCAUAGAAUGAAUUGGUUUACUGUCUUUCAUAAUCUGCCAGGAGUCCAUGGUUUCAGCUUCCAGCUCCUUAUCGAAUUACAGUCCAGAUGGUGAACAGAGUAUAAAUUGAUCCAUUAAUAGAAAAGGCAACACAACUGAUAGUUUUUAAAUGGGUAGAUUUAAUGGUCAGUAAUGAUUUAGUUGCAAUAAAAGUUUAAGUUUUAUGGGAGCGAAAGGCAUAUGUCAAGAUAAGGCAAAAACAGCCUUAGGACUAUAUGCAAAUUAUGAGUCCAUCGUUUGUCAUACACGUAAAGGCGACAGAUCUCUGCAAGUUAUUUUUAUAUAUAUUUUUUGUUUCUGAAUGCAAACAGUGAUAUAGAUAGCAGUAGGGAUGGGAGGGAUCACACCGGCUGUACUGAGUAUAGAUGGGGGGAGGGGGUGUUAAGAGCUAACAUGGCAGUCUGCAGUGUUUCUGUAGAGAAAGAGGUGGGCACCCAGGGCAGUCAUACACUUCUCAGUAAAAAGGGGAAGUGAUAUAAGCAUGAAGCUGUGCUGUUACAGAGCUAGUGAAGAAAGCAGCAUCCUGGACACACAACCUCACAUCUAGAAUUUAUUACUGUGCAAGAUUUUUCCACAUAAGAAAAGCUGAAAACUGGGAGUAGGUUGUAAACUUCAUAUUAAGAUGUCCGAAGGAAUAAAGACUGUCUAAAAAUGUAAUGCAAGAUUUAUUAAAACAAGAAAACUAG